Messenger RNA from Aedes albopictus (Asian tiger mosquito), 3665 nucleotides. RefSeq lists its product as uncharacterized. Bases 626 to 3271 code for a protein of 881 amino acids. The transcript is spliced from 5 exons. Gene Ontology annotation, cellular component: nucleus. Gene Ontology annotation, molecular function: DNA binding. The record is from RefSeq and is a predicted model, not a curated record. NCBI's taxonomy places the organism in Eukaryota, Metazoa, Arthropoda, Insecta, Diptera, Culicidae.
AACUGCUAUUUACGUUGUCAUAACAAAACCAGCUAUUUUCGCCUGGGUUAGGGUUGGACAGCGAGGAGCUGUCGGAAAUGAUAGUUUUUUUACGGUUGUCGGGCGAUUUAAAUGUCAUCGUGAAGGUGAAAGUCUGAUUAUUCGUAGAAAAUACAAUACUCUUUCCGGGAAUAUUUUCAGAUUGUUGAUUUUAUAGAUUGGCUCUUAUUGGAAAUAACUCCGGAUGUCACGCAUCUGUCAGCAUGACUUAUUUGUGACGUCUGCACAGGUCUGCACGCUCUAGUGUAUUACGAACUAAAUAGGUGAGUGCUACACAAAAUCGGUCCAAGACAAUAGCUGCAACAACAAUAACUAAGAGCUGCUCUUGUGUUCGAAAACCAUUUUUUCAUAAUUUUACAUGAUAAUCUAAUUUGAUUUUCAAGGCACCAAGAUUUGUAAAAAAUAUAUUCAAAUUCAAAUAUUACAUAAAUGCGAGCAGAUGAAAAUCUCCAUCAAUUUUUCUCAUUUUUGGGUGCCAUGGGGUGAAAACGUGUAACCUUCGUUAUAUGCUGUUAGUGUUAACGUGUAAACCUGAGACGUGUAAACAAAGUGCAUGAGUCCGAAAAUAUAAAAAUCUGCAUUAAACAUGGAUAAGGAACACUUGAUAAAUGAUUGUUCCGGAGGUGAUAUCACCACAACGGAGCCGGUGGUCACAACCUGUUCAUCAACGACAUCGUCACUGUGGAACGCAGAUAUAGAAAACAUGUUUGCUCCUUCCCAACAUGCUGAAGCUGAAUCUGGAAGCGUAGAAGAAAAACAUCUGAACCACUCCAACAAACAACGUACUGGUAGAAUUUCUAAAAGAAAAAAGCUAGCUCCUCGCAAACGGUCUAGUUACAGCGAGUCGCAGCUGCAGUGCUUGUUGGAAUACGUACGAAAUGGAUCUAUGACAAUGUAUAAGGUACAAAAAUACUACGGCAUACCGCGAGCGACCAUGCAAUACAGAUUGGGAGAGCAAUUUAAAAAUAAAGGCAGAACAGGACCGGAUUGCAUUCUGUCUGCAGGCGAAGAAUCGACUAUUGUGCAAUGGAUUCAAAAUAUGGAGAAACGAGGAUUUCCAAUAACCCGGAAAGCAUUGAUUUUAAAAGUCACCGCCUAUCUUCGCCAGCACCCUAGGCCCAACACGAGUCGCAACAAUGUACCAGGACGAAGAUGGUUUGAAAGAUUCAUGCGACGGCAUCCUCAACUUACUCUACGAACACCAGAAGCAGUUUCUUCUGCCAGUGCCAAGGUCUCCGAGCAGGAUAUACGCAGCUGGUUCCGCACCGUGGAGAAUUAUCUAACAGAAAAUAAUCUAGCUGAUAUUUUGGAUGAUCCAUCACGAAUCCUAAACGGAGAUGAAACAGGAUUUUGUAUGAACGCAUCUCCAAAAAAAGUUCUGGCCACGAAAGGCGCAAAAAAUGUUCCGUGGGUGGAAACUCAAAACGGAAAACAAAACGUGACAGUCCUUUUUUCAUUUGCGGCGGACGGUACGGUCAUUCCACCGGAUGUUGUAUUACCGUUGAAACGGUUGACCGUAGAGAUUGCUCAAUCUUUCCCCGCAGAUUGGGGACUCGGAACAUCUGAUUCAGGCUGGAUGAAUUCCUACAAUUUUGCAUUAUAUGUGAAGAGAGUUUUGCACCCCAGCCUGGUGAAACGAAACGUGGCGUUCCCAGUUCUGUAUUUUGUAGACGGACAUAAGUCGCACACCGCUUUAGAAGUAGCAGAUGUCUGUUCAGAGUUGGGAAUUAUUCUAAUUGCGCUGUACCCAAAUGCUACCAGGAUACUGCAACCUGCUGAUGUGUCUAUUUUUAGACCACUGAAAUGCAAUUGGGGACGGGUUGUCGAAAUUUGGAGAACUGAAAAAAUGGCAGAACAACUAUCCAUCCCCACGUUCGGGACCUUGCUUCAAGAAACAAUGGGACACGCGUUUAAAUCUUCUACAAUCAUGAGUGCUUUCCGCAUCUGUGGUCUAUACCCGUUUAAUGCAGAUGCCGUAGAUUAUUCCAAAUGCAUUGCGUCUAGUCAUUGCAAGCUCAAUACAGCUGAGGACACACCAAACUCUACGGCCUUGCCCAUAGCAGAAAGUUUGAUGACCCUCGUGCCUUCAUCGGCCAUUGCGAAUGCACUUAACAUGAUUGGGGAGGAAAAGAUUAACCUCUACAAGUUUGGCGACCAAAGCAGUUUCUCGAAUGAAGACAGGAUAUUGUCAACAGUCUAUAAUGACAUACUCCGUAUCGGCCAAAACACUACCGAAAAAGAAGUAGAAAACUACGAGUAUGAAGAUCCUGAAAUUGGUGCUCCAUCGUUUGUUUACGACAACGAAUGUGAUUUAUCCGAAUCGACUUCCGUUUUGUUAGACCAUGAGACCUUUUUGAGUGAACAUCCCUUUUCAAACGAUGCAAUUCGAGACACCGACCUUGUCGCAGUUAACGCAAUUGAUGCCGGUUUGAGCAGCGAAGAAACUAUUACUAAACCGUUAGAUGAUCUCGAAGUUUACAGUUAUGGUGAUUCUGCUUGUGAUCCAAAUUAUCUCUUGAGCGGAAACUCGAGUGAAAACGACAAUCAAAAUACCAAUGAAAAAUCGGUUUACGUAGAUCACACUGGUCCUAGUUCUGAAGAAUCAAGCUCGCGAAAACAUGCUGUACCGGAUAAUCAGGUGCUAUUUUUGGAUAACGAUGAAGAGCUAUGCGAUGAACCAGAUUUCGAGCUUAUUGCAUCGUUUCUUGAGGGUGAUGCAUCUUGGAGCCCAGGUUGGCAACCAUGUCGUGAACAAUUGAUACCGCCAGUUGUUACUGAGGUGGCUCUUAGUGAUGCACUACCUGCUUCACAAUUUCCGGACUUCGCGACAUCAGAAGUGCCGCCAAUAAGUGCCUGUAACUUUUUUAAAGCACCACCUACCCCCAAACGCAAUCCAAAGCAUAGAAAUUAUAAACAAAAAUCGUAUGCUAUACUAACAGCCGGGGAAAGAUUGCAGGAACUCCGUCAGCAGGAGCUUAGCAAAGCAAUAGCCGCAAAACAGAAACAAGAAAGAGCAGUAAAGCGGAAGGAGAAUAAACUAAACAAGGAAGCUGCAGCAAAAGCACGGGCUGAACAGAAGGAAAACUUAAAGAAAAUUAAGGAGAAGACAGCUACAGGAAUCAACCGUGAUAAGCCGAAACAAAAUGCAAAGAAAAAGAGAGAAAAAGAAUCUAAGAAGAAAACGAUUGAAAAGACUGCUUCUAAAAAGCGGUGUAAUUUGUUGAUUAUCUAAAAUUCAAAAAGUGCGGUUGAUGCUACGUUUAUAAGAUUAUUAUGAGGUAGUUUUUUACAAUAAAAUUUUCCAGACAGAAUAUCUUUAGCAUCGUUUAAUUCAUGUAAAUCUCCAUGACCAUAGAUAAUUAAGGGGCCAACUACCUACUUAUCAAUGUGCAAAUAUUUGUGUGGAAUGGUAAGUAUUUCAUAAUGGUUUGCUGUUCACUUCAGUUGUGAUGUAGCGAGGCAGCGCAUUUCUACAUCACUCAAGAAUAAUAAUAUGAUAAGUCUAGAAUGUUGGCACGGUAAAGGCCAUACCAGUGGGUAUGUUGCGCAAGUCAGAUCCCAUUGUUAUCCACUAGCCUCUGCUCAGCAACUCAUAUCCCUACCUCCGCGUGGUACCGGCUGGAAAC